AUGUGCAAUGCCAUUUGCAAUGGUAUCUCCGUCUUAAGUGGCAUCUACAUCCGCAAUGGUAUCUGCAUCUGCUAUGGCAUCAGCAAUGCUAUCUGCACCAUCAGUAGCCUCUGCAAUGAUAACUUCUGCAGCAACGGUGUCUGCAUAUCUACCUGCACCUGCAGUGGCUUCUCCAAGGGUAUCUGCAGUGGCAUCAGCAUCUCCACUGGGAUCUCCAUCUUCAAUCGUAUGUUCACCUGCAAUGCUAUCUGCAAUCGUAUUUGCACCCGCAAUGGCAUCUGCAGUGUUCACUUAAAACUUUUAUUACAGUGUGUAACAGAGCCCAGAGCAGGCUCUGAUGUGGCUGGUAUAAAAAGAAAGGCUGAGAAGAAAGGAGAUGAAUAUGUUAUUAAUGGCCAGAAGAUGUGGAAUCACAAACGGUGGUAUUUUUUGCUAGCUUGUACCAAUCCAGAUCCAAAAGCUCCUGCAAGCAAAGCCUUUACUGGAUUCAUUGUGGAAGCAAACAGCUCUGGAAUCCAAAUUGGAAGAAAGGAAAUGAAUAUGGGUCAGCGCUGCUCUGAUACCAGAGGUAUUGUCUUUGAAGAUGUAGAAUUUCCAAAAGAAAAUGUAUUGAUAGCUGAGGGAGCUGGCUUUAAAAUCACAAUGGGACUUUUUGAUAAGACCAGACCACCUGUAGCAGCUGGUGCUGUUGGGUUAGCAAAAAGAGCACUCAAUGAAGCUACUAAAUAUGCUUUGGAGAGGAAAACCUUCGGGAAACCAAUUGUUGAACACCAAGCGGUGUCUUUCAUGCUUGCUGAAAUUGCAAUGAAAGUGGAACUGGCUAGGAUGGCUUACCAAAGAGCUGCAUGGGAAGUCAAUGCUGGUCGCAGGAGUACCUACUACACUUCCAUUGCAAAUGCAUUCGUGGGUGACUUUGCAAACCAAGUAGCUACGGACGCAGUGCAGAUUUUUGGAGGAAAUGGAUUUAAUACUGAAUAUCCUGUAGAAAAACUCAUGAGAGAUGCUAAAAUCUACCAGGUCACCUCAGUGUACCUGGAAGGUCUCGACUGGUUUGUUCAAAUUUCAACCUGCGGCCUCUAG
Messenger RNA from Harpia harpyja (harpy eagle), 1080 nucleotides. RefSeq names its product medium-chain specific acyl-CoA dehydrogenase, mitochondrial-like. Gene Ontology annotation, cellular component: mitochondrion. Gene Ontology annotation, molecular function: medium-chain fatty acyl-CoA dehydrogenase activity. The transcript has 8 exons. Lineage: Eukaryota; Metazoa; Chordata; Aves; Accipitriformes; Accipitridae. Bases 1 to 1080 code for a protein of 359 amino acids. Gene Ontology annotation, biological process: fatty acid beta-oxidation; medium-chain fatty acid catabolic process. The record is from RefSeq and is a predicted model, not a curated record.